Molecule: messenger RNA, 11304 nt
Organism: Salmo salar (Atlantic salmon)
Lineage: Eukaryota; Metazoa; Chordata; Actinopteri; Salmoniformes; Salmonidae
Source: RefSeq, a predicted model, not a curated record
AUCCAAAAUAACAUCGGUUCUAGUGAAUUAUCUUCCUGCAAGCCAUGCUCUUUUAAUAUGGCUUAAUGCCGGUUGAAAAAUGUUAUGUUAAUAUUGGUGUUUUGAUAUUCUACUAAAGUUACUAGUCAAGAUAAGGACGGAUCUAUAUGCUUGAUCUGUCAACGUCACAUGACAUCUUGAGCGUGUGUAACCACAAUCUUAUAUCCAGCUGUUAGCUAACGUUAGCUAGCUAGCCUUGGUUAUAGAAUAUAUCAACUGUGUUGUUGUGCACGAUGCCAUUAUCGUAUUAUUUUAGCAGUACAUUUAUUUGUCAUGGCCAAUGUGUACUACGAUCUCCUGUCAAAUCGUAUGCAGCAUACAAAUAAGCAUAAUCUGAAGACCAAUAUGGUGACCUAUUAAUGACAACCCAUGCACCAAAAAUCGCUAUGGCUUUUUAGCUGCUAAUUGAACUGAAAUGUACUGUAGCUAUAUACAGUACGUUUGAUGCGAGUUCUUCGUCUCAGUCUUUGCAACGGCGAUGGUGCAGCAGCAACCUUCUCUCGACUUUGACAUGAUUUAAUCCGAUUUGCUGGGCUUUAUUUUUAGGGAUGGGAAAGACGCCUGCUGUGGUGAUCCCCCGGCGGCACCUCAGUGUUAGGUAGUGAAGGCCAAAGGCAAUGCAGUCUGCUAACUGUCAUCUGGGCAACCACCAUAUACAAUGAAGAAGAUAUUCAACUUCACCAAGAAAAAGAAAGGAUUCUCACCUAACACCUCGGACACUGGGAGUGUGCUGUCUGUGGGCUAUGACUUGAAGGAGAAGGACCUUGGAAAGGUACACAAGGCUGCUUAUGGGGGUGACUUGGCCAAACUGAAGCAGCUGGCCAAGAAGAAUGACAUCAAUCAGCUUGAUAAGGAGAACAGAACAGCACUUCACAUUGCCUGUGCCAAUGGACAUACAGACGUGGUCCAGUUCCUGGUUGAGAGCAAAGCCAAGCUCAACCUAUGCGACAAUCAAAACAGAUCCCCGUUGAUGAAGGCAGUGCAGUGCCAGCAGGAACGCUGCGUGGCCACGCUGCUGGAGCAUGAUGCUGAACCUAAUCUGGUGGACGUCAAUGGCAACACGGCCCUGCACCUGGCCUCCUGCAUCCCUGCCUUCUCCACCGCUAUGCUCCUGCUGGAGCACGAGGCCAAUGUCAACGCCCAGAACAAGGAGGGAUACUCCCCUCUGACUAUGGCAGUGAAGGAGAAUCAUGCCGAGAUGGCCGAGUUUCUCCUCAAGGAGGGGGCCGACGUCAACACUAAGGACCAGGGACACAGGUCCCCAUUGAUGAUCGCUGCUUGCAAUGGACAAAUCAGUAUGGUGCGGCUACUCCUGCAGUACGACGCAGACAUCACCUUAAAGGACAAUAAUGGAUGGUCGUCCGAUGACUAUGCUGUGAUGAACGGACACCACGCUUGUUCCCAUCUUAUUAUUGAGCAUGGCACCAAGAGGAAGUCCAUGCCGUCUCCCGCCCACGCCCCUGCCAAAAAGAAGCAAGCUUCCAUGUUGUGCAGCCCUUCCGAAGAAGCAGGCUUCUCUCUGGGGGGACCAGCAACUGACAAAGAUGAGCAAGGAGCAAGUGAAGGAGGGAGAGAUGUUGAAGACAAUUCGCAAACGGAGUCAAUAAGUCGGGCGUCAAAAAGUGCGGCUGACGAUUCCUGGCCAUCCUCAGAUGAAGAGGACGAAUUGGAUAUAACCCCAAAGAAACAUCCAAAGCUAAACCUAAAGAAACUGAUGAAUGCCUCCAAAAAGGGAAAGAAUGACGAAUACGACAGAGCGGAGCUGGAGGAGACUCAGGGGAGUGAGCUGUCCUCCGAGCAGCCGUCUGGUAGUAAGGCGAGAGGUAGAGACUCACCUGAGGAAAGCCCUGAGGGAGACAAUGAGGAUGAUGAUGAAGAGGACGAAGAUGAUGACGAAGACGAUAAAGACUACGAGGAUGAAGAUGAUGAUGACGAUGAGGAGGAAGAUGAGGAUGAUGAUGAUGACUAUGAAGAAGAGCAGGAAGGUGAAGAGGAGGAAGAGUGUGACGUUGCAGCAACUUCGGUCAAGGCAGAAGGAAUUGGAGCAGAGGAAGUGCCCAAAACGUCCAGUGCUGAAGCUGUUGAUAUUGUUGAUGAGGAUGAUCAAACUAUUUCCGCUAUUAAGGUCUCUGAUACUGUAGUAGCUGAUUCAGAACAUGUCGAUCCAGCUGGAGAGAUGGGGGCUCCUAAGAAUGUUUCCAAUGCGGAGAGCCAAGCCAAUGAGAGAAUGGUUCCUGAGAUUCUAUUUGGAACAUCAAACUAUGGUAUCCCAGCGACUCUAGAUGUAGAGGAGGACUGUGUGGUGUCAGCCAUCAGGGUAGAGUCCAGGUUUUCAGAUGAAGAGGACAGUUUAGGUUAUGAGCUAAAUGGGACAUCAGAUCAUAAGUUUGUUCCAGAGGCAGGUUUUCCGGCAGUGCCCAAGACUCCCCCACACAGCACAGGAGUUCUUCCAUCACAGAGAAACUGGGAUGAUUUUGAUGAUGAUGAUGAUGAAGAAGGGAUUGGUGAGGAGGAUGCACCUGCAGACUACUGGAGUGAUGAGGCAAAGCUUAUUGCUGAUGAUAAAGAUAUCAGAGAAACUUUAGAUCAUACCUCAACUCUUGGGGAGCCGAAAAACACAAGCACAGUUUCUCAUGGUGAAACGCAUAGGUCAAGAUCUUCAGACGAUUCCUUUGAUUCCAAAAAUGAUGAUGAUGAUGAUGAUCAUGACAUUGCUAAACUAAAGGUAGAUAAAUGCAAAUCCUCAUGGUAUUCCCACUCAGAUGAAAAUGACAAAGUCGAUGGUGCCUCAACAACUAAAGAAGAUGAGAUAAUUGAUGAGAUUCCCCAUCUUGAAGGAGAAGAUCUAAUAUCAGAUUUCCAACUAGAAUCAUCGACCUCCCCCGUGCAAAGCAUAUCACCAAAGUGCAUCUCACUAAAACCAAAGGUAGAUGAACCCAAGUACUUCUGGAAUUCUUCAUCAGAUGACAAUGUCAAAAAAGGUGCCUCACCCAUUAGAGAUGAAUGUUUAGAGGUUCAUGCUUCAGGCAAGUUGUCACCAAGCCUGAGUGUCGCAUCACCAAGAAUCCGGGCCGAGGACCAACAGCGUUCUGAUGAUUCAUGGGAAGACGAAGAUGUGGUAGAUGAAGUUGAGGAGAUGCCAAAUGACGAUGCCUCUCCUGCAGAGUCUCCAGAACCAGGAGAGAAAAAGGCUGCCAUGAAAGAAUCAUUUGAUGAUGAUUUACCAUUAAUUGGUGAACAAGUUGAGGAUAAAAAUAAGUAUGAUGAUGAUGAUGAUUACUAUGUGAAUAGGGAUGUAGCAGCUACAGGGUCUCUUGAACCUGAAGAAGCUAUUGCUCCCAUUCAACACAAGACAGAUGAGAACUCUCCUCGUAAAUGGACAAGCCCUCCAAGGUCCCCCAGAAGAGAGAUAAAGGACAUGGACAAUUUGGAGAGAGGGCCUUCAACUCCAAGAGAUUUGCUAUCACUAAUAUCCAGGCCUCCGAGUGCAAAUGAGCAGAGGUUGACAUCAAGAGACUUGCUAUCACCAAUAUCAAGGCCUACGAGUAAAAUAUUGAGGCCUGCAAAUACAAAUGAGCGGAAGUUGACACCAAGAGAUUCACAAUCCCCUAUAUCCAGGCCUGAGAGUACAGAUGGGCGGAAGUUGAAGCCAAGAGACUCGCGAUCACCAAUAUCCAGGUCUACGAGUGCAUUAUCCAGAUCUACUACUGCAGACGAGGAGAUGUUAAGUAAAGGGGCUGAUGAGCUGGAUAUCUCUCAACCCCAAAAGGAUGUUGAGUCAGAUGAGUCAGUUCCUGUGUCGAUGAUUGAUGAUUGGCAGGAUGAAAAAGAGAUGGCAGACGACAAGGGACAGGAUAAUGCCAUGAAUGACAAAGACAAAGAGGGAAGCGAAGACACUGACAGCCAAAACCAAAAACUGCAAUAUGAUUUUGCCAGUGGUACUAUCAAAGUUCCUGAUGAGGGAAACGAUUCUCAUAACACACUAGGAAUUCUAGGAGAAGAGGACAUUGAGAGCUUUGUUGAGAACUAUGAUGUGAUAUCAGGUAGACUUCCAGUGACACCAAUAAAACAUAGUCUUGAGACUCGUAAAAUGUUUGGAAAUACUUCAAGUGAAGACGAGGCUGCCUCAGACCUUGAUUCCGAGGAUGACCCAACGCCUGAUGCCAUGAAUGCUGCUCAAACUCCAAUAGAGGAUAUAGAUGAAAUCUCUGACGAACAAGGUGGACUUGACCAGGAGACUACUGACCAGAAUGACCCUGGUGAAACUCAUGAGGACAAACCUGAGAAGGAUGCCGUCGAGCUACAGAGUACCCACAGCAAAGUCCGUACUUAUGUCACUGCUGUUCAGCAGCAUGAGUCUGACAUGAGCGAUGGAUUUUCAGAUCAAGAGGAAGAAUUGCCUCAAACAGACAUUGAUGAUGUCGAUGUUGAUUCGCCCUUCGAGGAUGAGCCAGAGUACGUUGAAAGGGCAACAUUAGAGGUUAGAGACAAUGAAGACCCAGUCAAAGGCAUCAAUCUGCCUAUCAAAUGGGAAAAAGAUUCCACAGAGGAUGAAGAAGAUUAUGACGAAGACAGAGGUGGUGAUGAAGAAGAUGAGGAAGAGAAAAGCUUCAAGGAGGAGAUGGGAAAGACAAAAUAUCAGACAGAAGAGGAGAAAGACGAUUCCCUUGUCGAUGAUUCACCAGUCCCUGGAAGUGAAGACACCUCCAAAGAAAAACAAAGAGAUUUUCUUUCUGAGUUGGGUCUGGAGAAGGGAGAUGAUGAGGAAGACUCAUGGGACACUGAGUCUGGCUCUGUUAGUCCCAGAAAACAGCAUGGCCGAGAUCCUGCAAAGAUGCCACAUGUUUCCGUUAUUUCAGGGGAGAACAAAGAAGUUUUAAGAAACUAUGAUAAUGACGCCGACAAUGACAAUGUCCCAGAAAAGCCAGAGAAAAUCAAAAGGGAAACUUUGUCCAUCUUGACCAAGCUUGAACUGUCCAAAAAAGAUGCUGACAAAAAGACUGACAUAAUGGAGGAGCUUGGGUUGGGUGAUGUUGAUGAUCUUGAAGAAGCUAAAAAAAAUCGAGCAGAUGCCUCUGAUUGGGACACAGCCAGCACCGCCAGCAGGAGAACCCUCCCCGGCCACGAAGUGCCUUCCCCCGGUGGCGAGGAGCUGAGGGUGGAGGCCUCUUCCCGAUCCCCCAUCCCUCUGCCGGCUGUGCAGGAGCCAGAUGCAGUAAUAGCGGAGAGGAGCGGUCCUGAGGAGAAAAGAGACUUUCUUUCGGAGAGACCCCUCCCAUUGGCCAGCCCGCGCUGCCUUACCCCUCAAACCCAACCCCAGCCCUGUGCUCGGAAGAUGCUGCUCCAGAGAACAGAGAGUGAGAAAGACUUUGAUUGGGAUUCCGACCACGUGAAUACCUCUACCCCCAGCACUGGAAAGCAACUACCAAACGUAACAGAGACCAUCGCAGUUUUGAAACCUAAUAACCCUGUGCGUGAGCCCUCACCAGUGAAGCAAGAGAGUGAAUGCAGUCCAGAGCCCGAGGAGCAGGCACAAGAGGAGAAAGACGUUGCAUCAGAGUUAGACGUAAGUAACCCGUACCAGCUUGACCCUGUCGGGUCCCAAACUGUGGAGGAGCAUGAGGAGUACAUCGAGAAAGAAGGGAGAUAUGUAGUUGGAGAAAGUGAGGGAGAUGGUAAAGAGGAGGAGGAAGAGCCAGGCUGGCAGAAACGUUAUGGGAAGAUCUGGGUGGAGUUAGAGAAGAGGGAGGUUAAGUCCUCCUACAGGAACGUGGCGGCCGAACUGAAGGAGAAAUUUGGAAAAUUUCCAGCUGAAUCUGCCUCUGACGAAACUACAGAAGAAGAAGAAAAAUGGGAGGAGAACGUAGAGAUAGUUGAAUCUCCCGCCAGAACCACUGAGGAAGAGUCCAGCAACAAAGAGCUGGGGGAGCCUAUGGUCUGUCCAUUGAGCAGGGCAAGGAGGAGUAGCAGCAAUGCAGUCCUGCUGACCAUUCUUGAGCAGAGGGGGUCCGGGCUGGAGGACUCUCUGACCAAGUCGGCUGACAACUCCAACUCUAGCCCAAACAAAGAUGCCACUACCAAACCAAAGCCUGCCGCAGAGGAACGUUGGCCAGGGCAAGUCCAACAGAACGAUGAGAAGAGCCCCUCCAUGUACGAAGAAGAAACCGAAGUGCGUCCCUCCCAGUCUCAGCCCCCCUCAUUGAGCAAUGUGUGUCCCCCAGCUCCUUUCCUUCCCUCAGACGAAGAGCUGGAAGAGGACCUACAGAGGUUCAAGCACGAGGUAGGGAUGCUGAAGGUUGUGUUCCUGGAUUUGGAGAAAGAGAAGGCCCUGCUCUGGAAAGAGGUGGGCGAAGACAAGACAAAGGCCAACAUGGAGGUGCUGCAAAAAUCAAGUGCCUCACGGGUUGCCGGAGGAUCAAUGAGCAGACGGUGUGAACGUGAACUAGACGAAGAAGAGGAGAAACCUGAGACCAGUUUGGGACACCCUACAGUGUCACGCAGUGGAAAUGGAGCAACAGAAAGUGAACAUCUGUUCAGAGCAACAGACCGUAUUACCCAAAGACACUGGUCCAAAAGUCCAAAGAGGGCCCUGGAGGACCAACUACAUCAUCAGCAGCAGAAGAAGGAGGAGGGGAGAGCUGUAUCUAACGAGGCCACCUUACAGUUACCCUUUCUGGGGGGAGCCAGGCAUGGCCCAGCCCCCCAGGCAGCUAACCAUGUUAACGCAGGAGACCCCCUCUCAGUGUUUGACGAUAGUACUUUAAGUCAAGUGUCGGACGAUGAUGGAAGGUCUCUAUCUGCAUGGCAUCAGAAAGACAAGACUGCUGGCGAGAUGGAGAUGGCGGAGGACUUUGAUGAGCUCACACAGUCAUCGGACACGGCCACAUCUGACCUCGAAGACCCCACCUCUGGCUACCGUCACGCCUCUUUUCUCAUCAAACAGCUCGACUCGGCCACUUUAGACUCUGUGAGCAUCGUGAAGCUCCAGAACAUGUUCCACGAGUAUGAGCGCACCAUCCAGAGGGAGCGGGGCCGCCAUGGGCGCCUGUCUGACAAGGUGAGCCAGCUGGAGGCCGAGCAGUGCGAGCUGAUGGCCUCACUGGAGGAAAGCCGGGACAGCAAGCAGGCCCUGGAUCACCGGCAGCUUGAGUUGGACACGGACCUCAACAACUUUAAGUUCCAGCUGAAGCAGGAGCAGGAGAAGCACCGGAACGCCUCCAUGCUGUAUGACAAGACCCGGGAGAUGCUGCGGAGGAAGGAGGAGGAGCUCCGGGCCGAGGCAGAGGAGAAGCACAAGGUGGAACUGGCCAUGAGGAACCUGGAGCUGGAGAUGAGGGCCAUCCUUAACAACAUGAAACAGUCGGAGGAGGACCGCAGCGAGACCCAGAGGCUGCUGACCCAGGAGCGAGGUGCCCGAGCUUUGUCUGAGACCCUCCUCAACAAUCACCUCCGCAAGCAGCAGGAGAUCGAGGAGGAGAACAGGAGGACCGUCAGUAAGAGCAACGAGGCCCUGUCCCAGUUGACGGAGGCCACCGACCGAGAGAGGGAGCUGCUGCAGCAGAGCUCUGUGCUCCAGGACGAGCUGAGCUCCCUGAGAGCUGAGCUGGAGCGCUCCUGCUCCCACAGUCGCCAGGAGGAGUCCCGCCACUCCGAGGAGAGCGAGGCGUUGAGGGAGCGCCUAGAGGACGCCCGGCGCGACCUCAAACUCAACGAGGAGGCGCUGGCCCAGACAGUCUACCAGUACACCAGCCAGGUGACCACCGUCAAGGCCGAGCUGGCUGUGGCUUCCACACGGCUGGAGCACGAGCGCCAGGCGAGGGAGCAGCUGGAAGCCGAAGGUGAGUCAGCGAGGACGCGGCUGAUCGGCGCUCUUCAGGAGGCAGAGAGAUGCCAGGCAGCACGCGCUGACGCCGAAAGGGCUCUUCAUCGCGAGCGCGAGGGGCAUCAGCGUGCCCAGGACAAGCUUAUGGGCGAGGCGGCGAACAAACGUGAGGCGGUGGGCGGGCUGUCGCAGAAACUCGCUAAGGCAGAGUCGCGUGCAAACAGCCUCGAAAAUGAGGUGCACCGCAUCACAAUGUCGCUUGCCGAGAUGGAGCAUGUGGUCGCCACGCUGCAGAGGGACAAGGACCAAAUAGGGGGGCGGGUGAAGGAGCUUGAGGCAGCUCUUCAGACGGAGAGGGAGCAGGCUGGGAGAGUGUGCGCCCGGCAGGAGACGCUGCAGGAGAGGCUGGCGGCGGCACAGAGCGAGGCCAUGCUGCUGAGGCAACAGCUGGAGGGGGCCCAGAACAAAGGGAUGGCGAAGGAAAAGGCAGUGACGGACGCCCAGGAGCGCUUUGGCGACCUGCUGGCUAAGCUGCGCUCCGACGGGGAGGAGCGUGUGCAGCUGGUAGAGGAGAGGAGCAAGGAGUUGGCCACCAAGGCUGCCGACCUCCGCGACCAGGUCUACAAGCUGGAGGAGGAGAAGAACGACAGAGAGACCGGUUUGAGGCAGCUGCAGCAAGAACUCGCCGACUCACUGAAGAAGCUGUCGAUGAGCGAGGCUUCCCUGGAGGUGAACACACGCUACCGCAAUGACCUGGAGGAGGAGAAGGCGCGACUGCUCAAGGACAUGGACCGCCUUAAGGGGAAGCUGGAGGAGAGCGAGGACCAGUACGUUCAGGCGGAGCGGCGCAUCAAAGCUCUGAAGAGCAGUCUGGAUGAGAAGGAGCGAGAGGUGGUCGCCGCCUCUCAGAAACUGCAGGAGGUGCUGUCUGCCUUUGCAGGCUCAGACACCACCAUUAAACAGCUGGAGGAGGCAGUGCAGAGAUUGGAGAUUGAGAAUGCCAGGCUGGAGGCAGCAGCAAAGCAGCAGACCAACAAGAUCGAGGCACUGCAGAAAGGAGUCCAAGACUCUGCCAUGCCAUCUGACUCUGCAGCAGGAGGAGGGGUCAGGAACCGUCUGGAGGACUUGGUGACUGGCCUGCAGUGCAGCAAGAUGACCCUGGAGGACCAGCUCAGUCAGGAGGUGCAGAAGCAAAGCAUGCUGUCCCAUAACGCCCAGGACUCCCAUGCGCUGUGGGAGGAGGAGCUGAAGAGCCGCUCCAAGCUGGGUCUGCGUCUGGCUGAGCUGGAGAAGGAGAAAGGAGAGCUCAGCAGCCAGAUGGAGUUGGAGAAGAAGAAGGCCAAGAAGAUAGCGGAGCAGAAAAAGUCUGUGGACACCAGACUGGACCAGGAGAUGAAGAGAAACACGGAACUACAGAAAGAAAUGUACAGGUUGCGGACACUGGUGAAGACGGCUAAGAAGAAGCUGCGGGAGCAGGACGGUGCCGGGGCUGAGUUUGGAUCGCCCAUGAGCAGCAUGAGAGGGGAGAUGGGCCACAGACAGACUGAGGCUGACAUUGGCAGGAUGAAGGACAAGGUGGAUGACCUGUCGGUGCAGCUGGAGAAGGAGGUGUCUCGCUGCAGCCAGCUGGAGAGGAUCAACGGGGAGCUCAAGGAGCAACUGGCCUCCUUGAAGGGCCUGGGCCGCAGCAACGAGCGGCUCGAGCGUAGCAAGAGGCACCUGGAGGAGGAGUUGUUGGGCCUGCGGCGGCAGGUAGAGGCGGGGGUGAUGGACCAGACCCUGGUGGAUCAGUACCGACGAGAUGCAGAGGAGAGGGCCCGCCAGGAGAUCAGACAGAAACUGGAGGAGGUCAACCUCUUCUUACAGACCCAGGCGGCGUCCCAGGAGGCGUUGGAGCAGAUCAAGGCGGCAAACGAGGCCAGCUUGCGCUCCACGCUGGAGCAGCGUAUCCGGGAGCUGGAGGGCGAGCUGGGCAGAGCGCACUCCACACAGCACGACAGCAUGAGCCUGCGGGACUCCACCCGCACAGAGCUGGAUCGCUACCGGGAGCUCUACACUGAGGAGCUGCGUCUCCGCAAGGCCCUGGCUGCCAAACUAGAGAGGUCCAAUGAGCGGCUGGCGGAGGCCAACACCAAGCUGAUGAGCGAGCGCCACCGCAGCAAGUCCCUGAUAGCCAGCAGCAUUGUCAACGGCAGCCUGGGCGGGCCUCUGGACAUGGGCUCCCUGGGGUCGGUAGGGGCCUACGGGGCAACGCUGGGGCCCCUCAACAGGAGCCUGGGAGGGCCUCUCCUCAGCCCCCUGGGGGAUGGGGGUCAGAGCAGCAGGGUGGAGGCUUACCUGGCUAAGAUGCAGAAUGAAUUGGAGAGAAACAUAUCAAAGGAGUUGGACCAUGCGACAGUAGAGCUUGAGGGCUCUGCCCGGAUGUCUCCGGUGGGCUCUGCCUCGGGCUCCCCUACUAGCCUGGGUUGGGGUCUCAGUGUGGUGGAGGACCCGGUCAGCAGGGCCACACAGCAGUACCUGGAGGUGCUCAAGAAAAACUAUAUGAUUUGACCAACCCAUAGCAGGGCCAGGCAUCACUGGGCUACCCAAAGGGAGCCACAACUGUCCACUUUACCAUGACCUGGGUGGUGUUUAUUAGGUCACGCGGUGGGAAACGUUUUGCAAUGGAAGGCAAAAAUGACAUUUUGAAGUCCAGGUAUUCCUUCCGUUUCAGUCUGUUUUCUCCCGUUUGGUGUUCUAAUGAACAUCACCCAGGGCCUCAUCAAUGCAUGCUUACAUAAAAAGAACAUGCACAUUGAGAAAAACACUAAAGGCCAAAGCCACUCCACUGACACAUUCCCCCCCCCCAAAAAUGUUUAGUCUUUAUUCUACGUCUUUUAAGAAAGGAAACGGAUGUGAUGCACAUUGCACUUACAGUGCAUUCGAAAAGUAUUCAGACCCCUUGACUUUUUCCACAUUUUGUUAUGUUACAGGCUUAUUCUAUAAUGGAUUACAUUGAUUUUUUUCCCUUCAUCAAUCUACACACAAUACCCCAUCAUGACAAAGCAACAACAGAUUUUCAGAAAUGUUUGCGUAUGUAUUUAAAAUGUAAAACUGAAAUAUCACAUUUACAUAAGUAUUCAGACCCUUUAGUCAGUACUUUGUUGAAGCACCUUUGGCAGCAAUUAUGGCCUCGAGUCUUGUUUGGUAUGACGCCAGAAGCUUGGCAUACCUGUAUUUGGGGAGUUUCUUCCAUUCUUCUCUGCAGAUCCUCUCAAGCUCUGUCAGGUUGGAUGGGGAGUGUCGCUGCACAGCUAUUUUCAGGUCUCUCCAGAGAUGUUAGAUCGGGUUCAAGGCUGGGCCACUCAAGGGUAUAUCUAGUGAAUUGUCCCGAAGCCAGUCCUGCGUUGUCUUAUCUGUGUGCUUAGGGUCGUUGUACUGUUGGAAGGUGAACCUUUGCCCCA